Molecule: messenger RNA, 5127 nt
Organism: Larimichthys crocea (large yellow croaker)
Lineage: Eukaryota; Metazoa; Chordata; Actinopteri; Sciaenidae
Gene: apba1a
Product: amyloid beta (A4) precursor protein-binding, family A, member 1a
Exons: 13
Coding region: 195-3092 (965 amino acids)
Biological process (GO): chemical synaptic transmission
Cellular component (GO): dendritic spine; cytoplasm; plasma membrane
Molecular function (GO): amyloid-beta binding; protein binding
Source: RefSeq, a predicted model, not a curated record
UAGUAUUUGUUGUGUUCUAUAACGAUGUGACGGUGGGAGGAAGGAGGGGCUGGCGAAUACACACACACACACACACACACACAUAGCAGACGCUACAGGGAAGAUGGAGGACGGUGUGGCAGCUUCGGAGCGGACCUCCAGCCUGCAGAAACAUCACCACUGAAAGCAGUUGAACCUACCAGAACCAGACAGCCAUGAACCGCCAGGAGACGGAGCUUGCCCAGGAAGUGAUGGAGGAGACUGAUACCCCAACUCGCCAUCGCCACAACAACCACAACAGCCGGUCCCGUAACCACAGCAACCAAGAAAAGCGCUAUAGACGCUAUGAAACCCCGGCUGCAGGAUAUGCAGGCAGUAGAGCCAGGGCACCACAGCAGCACAGGCCACAGGAUGAGCAAGCAAUGGAGCUGCAACAUGGAGCUCAGUCUCCACAGCCCCAGCUGCCCCAACCAAUUCCCCGACCUGCAGUGUCACGUUAUCGCAGACAAGGGGACAGUGAGGCCAGGAUCAGAGCCCAGCAGCAGAGGCACAGACAGAAGCAGCAGAGAGAGGCAGAGAGAAUGCAACAUUUAGCACAACAACAGGAGAAGGAGCACCAUGCAGAGAUGACCCCAGAAGAUGAAAGAGAGAGGGACGAUUCAGCACUGGCCCGCUCUGCCAGCACUGAGAGCGGUUUCCACACCCAUACUGACCGGGCUGAGGGUGAUGAUGGCCUGGUGAUGAUGUCACUGGAGCCCGAGGGGCAGCCUGAGGCAGAGGAUGAGGCAGGGAACUAUGGGAUCCAGCUACGUCCAGAGGCAGAAGGGUACACUGAGAGUGCAGAAGCUGAACAGCAACAUCUUCAUCCACAUCCUAACUAUCCUCCUCAGCCCCCGCCCCUACCACGUGACCCCCUGCCUGAUAUCCAGAACCCCCAGAGACAGGCUGAAGCAGAGGAGAUGCUGAACGCUGGCUAUUCCAACUAUGUCUACACCCAGCCCCUUAGAAACUGUGGGGGAAGGGCUGAUGUCUCGACUGGCCAGAGCUUGGAGAGUUUAAACACUGGACUUGUGGAUGAAGCUUACUCAGAGCCAUAUGACAAUUAUUCACUCUCUGAGCAUGUUUAUGAAGAAAUCUGUGAUGCUCCGACAUCAGUAUCAUCUAUGGCAGAUGGAACUGAGGAAACAGAGUCUCUCCAACAGAGGAAGGCCGGUUUUCAGCUGCCGGAGGGUCAGGUGGGAGGUGAAGACUACCAACAGCAGGAGGCGGUGGGUUCCCGUCUACGUCACUACGAUGAACGCUCAGAUGGUGAGUCUGACAGCCCAGAGAAGGAGGCUGAGUUUGCACCAUAUCCACGUGCCGAUAGCUGUGACCAAGAGGAGGACAUUGACAGCAUUGUGGCUGAGGUCAAAGAAAGCCUAAGCUCUCAGAAUCUUCAUUGUGCAACUAAAGAAACUAUAGAUGAAGAAAAUGAGCUAUCACAGGGAGAAGAAAAAUCCCAACUUGAGCUCCAAACCGACUCUGACAAAAACCACAAAGCUGCUAACCGAGGGAAGCCAGCCAGAAAACAGGCAGCAAGUCCUUCAGAGGAGCCUAUAGGAGUGAGGAACAGUCAGGAGAAGAGGGAUGCCAUAUCCUUGGCCAUCAAGGACAUUAAGGAGGCCAUAGAGGAGGUGAAAAACAGAACAGUGAGAUCUCCUUACACACCUGACGAGCCCAAGGAGCCCAUAUGGGUAAUGAGGCAGGACCUGAGCCCCACUGCAGAGUGUGACCUACAGCCAACACUGGGGGGUGAUUCUCCUGGUUCAGGCUCACCAUCUCCUCCUGGAGCAGAGUCAUCCAGUAGACAUCUGUUGCAAGAUGACAGCUUUGAAUCUUCUCCCUCUAGUAAGGAGUCCAGGAAAAGUCUUGCAUCCUUCCCCACAUAUGUAGAAGUCCCAGGCCCAUGUGACCCCGAGGACCUGAUUGAUGGGAUAAUUUUCGCAGCGAACUACCUGGGCUCCACCCAGCUGCUGUCAGAUAAGACACCAUCCAAAAACAUCCGCAUGAUGCAAGCACAGGAGGCCGUCAGCCGCAUCAAGACGGCCCAGAAAUUGGCCCAGAACAAGAAAAAGGCAUCUGAGGGGGAGCCCCAGCCCAUGACAGAGGUGGAUCUCUUCAUCUCCACCCAGAGAAUCAAAGUUCUCAAUGCUGACUCCCAGGAGACCAUGAUGGACCACCCUUUGCGGACCAUCUCCUACAUUGCAGACAUUGGCAACAUCGUGGUUCUGAUGGCCCGGCGCAGGAUGCCUCGACCCGACUCUCAGGAGAAUGUGGAAGCCUCAGACCCGGGUCAAGACAGCAAGCGCCAGUACAAGAUGAUAUGCCAUGUGUUUGAAUCUGAGGAUGCCCAGUUGAUUGCCCAGUCUAUUGGGCAGGCCUUCAGUGUGGCUUAUCAGGAAUUCUUACGGGCCAAUGGCAUAAACCCUGAGGACCUGAGCCAGAAAGAGUACAGUGACCUGCUCAACACGCAGGACAUGUACAAUGAUGACCUCAUCCACUUCUCCAAGUCUGAAAACUGCAAAGAUGUGUUCAUAGAAAAAGCGAAGGGGGAAAUUCUUGGUGUGGUCAUUGUGGAGAGUGGGUGGGGCUCCAUUCUUCCCACUGUCAUCAUUGCCAAUAUGAUGCAUGCUGGGCCAGCUGAGAGGUCUGGAAGAGUGAACAUAGGAGACCAGAUUAUGUCCAUUAAUGGGACCAGUUUAGUGGGACUCCCACUGUCCACCUGCCAGAGCAUUAUCAAGGGUCUGAAGAACCAGUCUCGGAUCAAGCUCAACAUUGUCAGAUGUCCCCCAGUGACCACUGUACUCAUCAGACGGCCGGACCUCCGCUACCAGCUGGGCUUCAGCGUUCAGAAUGGCAUUAUCUGCAGCCUUAUGCGUGGUGGCAUCGCUGAACGGGGCGGGGUCAGAGUGGGUCACCGCAUUAUCGAAAUUAAUAGCCAGAGUGUGGUGGCGACGCCCCAUGAAAAAAUUGUCCACAUCCUGUCCAACGCCGUGGGAGAGAUCCACAUGAAGACAAUGCCUGCAGCCAUGUACCGCCUGCUGACUGCCCAGGAGCAGCCUGUUUACAUUUAAGACAAAGCCCUGACCUCACACACCCUUUAAGUCUCUGUCAUCUGUCACUCCCCAAACCAACCCCUCUGCUCAGCACAGUGCUCAUCCUCUACCCUUCUAUCCACACUGAUGGACCAUAGUGAGUUGUUAGCCAGAUUGUUGAGUUGCUCAGCCUCGUCUUCGAGUAACAAUAACACAGAUUUCAAACUAUCCAUCGUUAUUCACCACAGGAUUUGUUUGGUACUUCAAGGUACAAUUGAUGAAAAGGUGUUUACACCUGAUGCAUUUUUAGUGUCUGGUAGUCCCCCAGAAUCCUAAAAUGUUAUUCCAUGUUUUGAACUUAACAUAUUGAUCAAUGAGAACUUCUUACACAGUAAAACCUUCAUUUGAUGAGAUUUGAACUGAAACUUGAUUGUAGACUGAACAUCCCACCCUGACCUUCACACCCAGACUGUGCUUUCUGCCAUGCUGCUAUUUCACUGGCAGUGUCCUCCACUAUCAUUUAUGUGAGAAAAUCUUUCUUUUCAUUUUUUAUUUAUGUGCAUUCAUGCUGUAGCUACAUUUUAUGAGACUGGGCUUUCUUUUAUUCUCAGCUCUCCCUCCUGCCACUGCAGUCCACUCAAAAUACAGAGCUUUGCUCACAGGGAGUGUGUGAAUCUUGAGUGUGUAACACGCAUUUUGCACUUCCAUUUCCAACAGGAAAACUUUCUAAUUCUGCUGUAGUCUGUUAUUACAGUAGUUGCUAUGUUUCCAUGUGUUUGAUUUUUUAAAUUCUCUAUACAUAGAGCACCAGCAGUAGCUCCCCUGUUAAGGGGAAAAUUCAAUUUCACUCAGUGUUUAUUUGCUCAUUUGCAAGGGAGCAGCAACAUGGAGGGAAGUUAAAUGUGUUUGUUUGCAUAUAGUACCCACAUUGUUUCCCUUCAAAUUGAUAACCCUCUUACAUGAAGCUGACUCACAGAUCCUGUUACACCAAACCUGAUGGCCUGAUAUGAUGCCCCAAUGUCAAGGUGUUUGCACACAUGCAGGAAUGGAAUGUCAGUCCCUUUAGGACACUUAGACUGGGAAGAGAAAGUAAAACAUUACUUUGCCUCCUGUAUUUCACACAAAUGGACACCAAGGCUUGAAUUUGCCUUCUGUUUUGUGGAUAAUGUAAAUAAUGUGGAGUGAGCUUAGGACUCCAACAUGCCAUUUGUGGCUGUACAUACAAUACUGUCAGUUCUGGGGGAUGUACAUUUUCUAAUAGAUAAACAUUUUCCAUAGCACUAUUUCCAUUAGUACAACAGCAGUCAUGUUCUAGUCACCACUCUGCUACUCUUAAUAUUGUUCUUAAUCAUGAAGAAGUCAUUCCAGUUGCUUCUAUUAGUUACUCAUUUCUUUCAGGGAAACUUUGCAUUGCCUGUAGAUGUUUCACAGUUUGGGAAGAGAUUAUGCCCCAAAUAUACAUUGUUUCCAGAGGUGUGAAGUGUAAUUGACAAUAACUAAGCUUAACUGUGAAUGAAAACAGAGAGCGGCAGAGUGGUGAGUAUGUCAUGGCUCUGUUAGUGCUUUGGAAUUUACAUUAUAAUUUAGGUAAAUGAUAGAGACAUUCAAAGUGAUCACCAAAGACCUCUUCCAUACACAUUCAUUAGAUGUAGCAUCAUUUAAUAACCUUUUUUUUUUGUUUUGUUAUUUUGGAUUUUUUUCCCUGUUCUUAUGACUACAAUAAAUGAUAAUACUUAAGUCAUUAUCAGUUGAGACAGGACCGAGGGACAUUUAGAUACAUUAUAUAUUGAGUUAUAAAUAUGAUAGCUGUAACACAGCAGAUAGUGUGGAUCCGUUUGUUUUCUCUCAGUGGAAAUACAAUGCAUGCACUGUAUUCUGACAAAGCUGUAUUUUUUCUACUGUUACUAACUGCAUAUAUCCCCAGGCCACCUUACUUCUGUUCCUGCAACGCAAACAGCCCAGGGUCAAACUCUGGCUUUUUGUUUCUUUUGUUUUGUUUAAGAACCUAAAACAUGGUGUAUUACUCAGAUUUCUUUCUUAUUUUAGUGUUCAGUGUAUUUUAUACACAAAACAA